This is a messenger RNA of Fusarium oxysporum Fo47, 2046 nucleotides long. RefSeq lists its product as uncharacterized. Bases 1 to 2046 code for a protein of 681 amino acids. The transcript has a single exon. The record is from RefSeq and is a predicted model, not a curated record. Lineage: Eukaryota; Fungi; Ascomycota; Sordariomycetes; Hypocreales; Nectriaceae.
AUGUUACCACUUCUCUCUUUUCUGUUUCUGGGUAUACCGCUCGUGGCAGCUUCAUCUUCCCCUGAGCCCUGUGCUCUUAUUACAAAACAAAUUCGCGAACAUCAAAAGUACAACAACUCCGCAUCCGUGCAAUUUCCUGGCCAACUCGCCGAGGAUUGUCUCCAGUCCAUGCCUUUCUACCCUGAACUUGCCGAUCCCUUUCUCGAAGAACUUGGUAAAUACGUCCAGUGGCAGUCCACCCUCGAGACUCUCAAAAACCCUCCUGAUGCCUACAUGUCCUCGCCUACUGACAUACUGGACGGCCUUGAGAUGAUCCGCAACACCAAAUACUCAAGCCAGUGGCAGUUUGAUCAGGCAAUCAAGGCCCUUAUCAACAGCGCCAAUGAUGGCCACUUCUACGUGGAACUAUGCUCCUUUACUCCCUUCACUUUUAUGCGCAACACGGCUUUGGUGUCUGUCUCGACGGACGGCAUUGAGGCACCUGAACUAUACACGCUUACGGACGCCGGGCUUCUGAACAGAGCGGAAGCUGAAGUCUCUCCCGUCGUGUCAAUCGAUGGACGAGAUGCUAGCUCGUACCUGAAGGAGAUCGAAGAUCAAGUGCUGAGUCAAGAUCCUGAUGCGCGUUACAAUACGCUUUUCUUUUCCUUCUCUGGCAAUCCCGGUGGUGUUCUUGAUGGACGUAAUGUGUAUCCUGGCUCUAAUAUCACUACGCUCGAGUUCCGCAAUGGGUCUACCUUCGAGGUGAAGAACAUGGCCGAACUUAACGACCCUGGCUUCGAGGCUAGGAACGGCAAGGACGUCUUUGAUAUGUACUGUCGACCAACACAAUCAAAUUCAUCAGACAACUCGAGCACCUCGGAACCGGAUGUUGAGCCUCCUCUGAAUUCAGGCCCUGCCGGUUACCCCGAACCACUGAUCCGCGACCCCUACAACCAAAUGAACGGUUAUUAUCUGGACGAUGAUACUGUAGUCAUGAUGAUCCCUUCAUUUGAUGGAGAUGGACUGCCCCCGAAUCAGUCGCUUACAUUUGGCCAUUACGCAACUAAGAUUGUAUCAAAGGCCCUGGCAGAUGGCCGUACGAACCUAAUCAUCGACGUCUCCGGCAACCCGGGUGGGGAUGUUGACAGAGCCUUCAACCUUUUCAAGCUGCUCUUCCCUUCCGAAUUCCCCUAUUCGGCCAACAGAUUCCGACGUCACGAGGUCUCUGAGGGUCUCGUUAAGAUCUUUUCAGCCGUCAACAGAUCGACAGCCUUGGAGAACGUCCCUAACAACGUCGACUUUAUGGCAUACUCCGAAGCGGUGACCCCAGACCAGGAGGCCGGCUUCGAGUCAUAUGAAGAUUUUCUUGGCGACACCACGGAGUUGGGCACCCCGGUCAGCUCACUCUUCGCCAGCUUCAAUUUCACCGAGGCAUCUGGCAACAGCGACACUCCUAUUCGUGGGUACGCUGGCCGACCCCUCAACAGGACGCAGCCAUUCAAGGCGGGGAACAUUCUCAUCAUUGGCGACGGAUUGUGCGCUUCGACCUGCUCCAUUUUUGUCAACUUGAUGACAAAUAUCGGCGGUGUUCGGGCAUUGCCCUUUGGAGGCCAUCCUAAUGGACAGCCUAUGCAGAUCAUGGGAGGUGUUCGUGGUUCACAGACCUUGACAUUCGACGAUAUUUCAACGGUGGUGAGCGCCGCUAAAGCGGUAUAUCGGGAGACGCCCGAGAAGCUGGAGUUUAUAACAAAGAAAGAAAACGAGCGACUAAUGAAGGUGGCUCCUCGGCCGUUAGAGGAGUUUCCGAUUAAACUCGGAGCAGGACAAGUCAACUUCCUGAAUGCCUACCAGGAGGGGGACGAUGAUCUCCCUCUUCAGUUCCAGUACCAGGCCGGUGACUGUCGUCUUUACUAUACUGCUGAGAACAUCUAUCAUCCGGAAACCAUAUGGAAGUCGGCCAAAGAGGCCAUCUGGGGUAAUAGGUCUUGUGUAAAGGGCUCGACCGGCGGCACAGGCUCCCUUGAGGGCAGGAAGAAGGGCAAGAACGAGUCGGAGGGUGUUUAG